AUGGCAUCUACAAGUGCACUCACCCCGUCACAUGGCUCCAGAAAUUCCGGUGGUCUUCGUCCGCCAUUAAAGCAUUCGAUUCAGAUCUCUUUUUCAAGCGUACCAGAUGAAGUUAUUAUUGCUAGGAACAAAGCUCGUGCAGAGAGUGGAUCUCCACAAAGUACUGAAGAAGAUCGACUCAUUCCUGGUUUCGAGGUAAACCACCUAGGAUUCAGGGUGACAACAGGUAUUGCCCCAGAAGGUGAAAGUGGUCGAAGAGGAUUAAGUCCCAUCAAAUGUAUUCAAAUUUGCUGGAAAUCUUCAAGUAGUGCUUCACAAGCCGUCAAUUUUCUUUGGCCCAUUGUUCCUGUUGCCAUCGUCAUUACCUAUGCUCGUCCAGAAUGGCAUACAGUCAUAUUCAUUCUCAAUUAUUUAUCCAUGAUCCCUUCUGCAAAUCUUAUAGGUUUUGCUGGUCAAGAACUUUCCCGGAAAUUGGACAAAGUAUUCGGCAUUUUGAUGGAAACCACCCUUGGAUCUGUUGUUGAAAUCGUAAUGUUCAUGGUACUUCUCGCCAGGCAACAAUUUCAAGUCAUGCAAGCCGCCAUCAUGGGUUCUAUAUUGGCUACUCAGUUGUUGUGUUUAGGCAUGUGCUUCUUCGUAGGAGGAUUGACACACGAUGAGCAAGAGUUUGAUGAGGAAAUUAGUGAAGUUGGAAGUGAUUUGCUUCUUCAGGCUGGACUCGGUCUCAUUGUACCCGCGGCUUUCAACAUGGCGGUCAAAAGCGCCAACUCUGAUUAUGAUCCCUUCGUGCUCGCUGAUUCCGUUCUUCAUAUUUCACGAAUGACGUCUAUCCUACUGAUAAUUUCGUACGCCUUAUACGUAUACUUCCAAAUGCGCUCUCACCAAUCUAUAUACGACGCUAUUUUUGAGGCCGAUGAACAUAAACAAGAGGAUUAUGAAGAAGAUCUUUUAAAGGAAAAGUUGACAUUUACGGAAUGCAUUGUGGCAUUGAUUGUUGCAAUUAGCAUGGUUACAUUCACUGCUAUUAGACUUGUGGAAAGCAUUGAAUUCAUUGUUGAUGAAGAUGGCAUUUCCGACAGCUUCGUCGGUUUGAUCUUGGUUCCACUUGUUGAGAAGUUUGCCGAACAUCUCACAGCCAUUGACGAAGCUCAUGACAAUUCUAUGAACCUGGCUCUUUCCCAUGUUUUAGGUGCUACCAUUCAAACGGCUCUAUUUAACGCUCCCCUUGUUGUCAUUAUUGGCUGGAUCGUUGAUAUCCCAAUGGAUUUGAAUUUUGAUCUUUUUAUUAUCGUUGUUCUAAUUCUGUCCAUUUUGGUGGUGGGAAACUUCUUGAAAGAUUGCAGAUCCAACUACUUAGAGGGCGCUCUCUGCGUACUUGUGUACAUCAACAUCGCUGUCGCAGCUUUCUAUUAUCCAAAUCCGCCAAAAGUUAUUCCACAUGUUUGA
Molecule: messenger RNA, 1446 nt
Organism: Botrytis deweyae
Lineage: Eukaryota; Fungi; Ascomycota; Leotiomycetes; Helotiales; Sclerotiniaceae
Exons: 2
Coding region: 1-1446 (481 amino acids)
Biological process (GO): calcium ion transmembrane transport; intracellular calcium ion homeostasis
Cellular component (GO): fungal-type vacuole membrane
Molecular function (GO): calcium:proton antiporter activity
Source: RefSeq, a predicted model, not a curated record